Molecule: messenger RNA, 432 nt
Organism: Plasmodium cynomolgi strain B
Lineage: Eukaryota; Apicomplexa; Aconoidasida; Haemosporida; Plasmodiidae
Exons: 2
Coding region: 1-432 (143 amino acids)
Source: RefSeq, a predicted model, not a curated record
AUGGGUUGUCUCGUCCAGAGGUACGGAACCACCAAACCGGUGAGCAGAUCCGUCGGGAGCGACAAAAAGGAAGUGUAUAAGUACUACAGCGAUAGGUUACGGGAAGACAUCGGUCCCAUCAAACUGAUGAGAAGCUUGCCUGCCCUAAACCACUACGUCAGCCUGCUCGACAUGACAAAAUUUACGAUUAAGUACAUUUUGAGUUAUCGCUUCUUUUUCAUCUACAUGGCCCGGACGACGUUUCAGGCUGUCCGGCCGUUGAUGGCCUUCUGCGUCUUUGGCGAGCUGAUGAAGCUCAUACUGGCCACCAUGACGAGUGGCGUGUUCGCCUUCUUCUUUUCCUUCGUCCUCGCGUUCGAGGUGCUCUACUUUUUCCUACAGUGUUACAUAUCAUACACCUUCUUGACCAUGUUUUUCGACGUCAUGUUUUGA